Styela clava is the source of this 688-nucleotide messenger RNA. Its product is annotated as biogenesis of lysosome-related organelles complex 1 subunit 1-like. Gene Ontology annotation, cellular component: BLOC-1 complex. The record is from RefSeq and is a predicted model, not a curated record. Gene Ontology annotation, biological process: endosomal transport. NCBI's taxonomy places the organism in Eukaryota, Metazoa, Chordata, Ascidiacea, Stolidobranchia, Styelidae.
GGAAAAGUCCAUCAAAUACAAAAGCGGCUGUUGAUAUGCAUCAAUGCACUUAGGUUUUCCAUUGCUGCUGCACUGUUGUCUUUGCGCUUUCGCUCGUUGACAAAGGUCUUCGAAAUAGUCUUUUGUAUGUCAACUGGAAAAUAUAUUUGGUCAUGUUAUCUUCUAUGUUGAAGCAACAUCAGGCGAAACAAAGCAAAGUCCGCGAGGAACAAGAACGCAAACGUCAAGAAGCUUUGAGGGCCUUAUUUAAAUUUAACACGGCGGUAACGGCGUCCGUGAAUAAUGGAGUCGCAAUCGCAUACAGCAACCAAUGUCAGAUUGAUAAAGAAAUGAAACAACUUCAGGGCCAAGUUUCUCAAUUUAAUCGAUUAUCUGGUCAAUGGACAUCGAUGCUAGAAGGAUUCCAUGCAGCUCUGAAAGAAUUAGGGGAUGUUGAAAACUGGGCCAAAAGCAUUGAAGAAGACUUGAGAACUGUUUCUGCUACAUUAGAACACGUCAAUAAGCCACCGGAUGACUCGUAAGCAAGCAUCAUUGUUAUCAGUUGCAUUAACCUUUCUGAACUGUCCAAAGUGAUAGGACUGGAGCCUGCGCACUUUUAAAUCAAUGUCCUGGUACUUAUUAGAAGAACUGAUAUUUUUGUGCAAUAAUUAUUUACAUAUAUUUCAAUAAAUCGUUAUCAAAAGUAUAA